UGGAGAGCCGGGUCAGCCGGGUCACGCGCCCGGCUGGGGAACUGCACGACCUGGCUGAACAGAUAACACCGGGUCCAGUCUGACCCGGCUGAAAAAUGUCUCAAACUGACAAUGGAUUCCUAAAAUACCGGUAUUAUACGACUCGCGGACCCCAUCUGUUGGAAAUCUAGCGCAACCGUACACCAUGGUACACACUACACUCAGACUACAGUCUACAAGCGACAGAAACUCGGCUAAGGUCAACUGGGGUCAACUGGUUCGAGCGCGAUCAAGCAAUCCGGCCAGGGGCGAGCAGGAAGUCAGGACAUUCAAAGUCGAUGGGGCAGGCAGUCGAGUCAGAAGCGUAACUUUGGCUAUAGCAGCUAAGCUUUUGACACAGUUGCAAAUUUUUAGGCGACUGGUGAUUUGGACGAUGGAGCCCGCAGCGAAGAGAAAAAGAACUCACGCUUUCCAAGACUCUUGGAAGAAAGGUCGACCUUGGCUGGACUACGACCAUGCCAGUCUAUCCAUGUCAUGCGCUUUGUGCAAGACGCAUUUCCAAAGGAAGACGAGCGGCGGUGGAUUUGGUCACGAUGCGUGGUUGAAAGGUAAGAACUCACUGCUUCGAAUUAUCGGCAUGCUUCUCGACCCUACCCUAGCUUUCGACAUCCGCUCCAGUAAUCAUUUUGUCUGCGCCGGACUAAAAAUACCCUUUUCCUCUUUGAACUAUUUUGGAAGGUUGCCGACGUCUAAAGGUUGAAGUAGUCGCGGAGCACGAACCUAGUAAAGGACACCGUGAUGCUGAGGCUGCAGCGAAGAUCCGUCAGUCCGCGGCAAAGCAGGGUGGAUUCUUUGCUCGUCAGGCGGUUAGACGAGAUGAGGCAGCUGUUGCGGCUAUGCGAACACUGCUUUGGCUGGUGAAGGAAAACGUCGCUCUUGAGAAAUGGAACUCCUUGAAAGGUCUGUUGUCCGAGUCGGGUGUCUCAGCCAUCUCCCACCUGCAUCUUGCUGGCAACGCAACGUACACGAGCCACAUCGCUCGGGACGACAUGCUGGCGGCCCUAUAUACACCUGUGCAUGCUGAGACGCUGCAGAUCAUCCAGCAAGCGACAUUCAUCGGCGUGAUGGUGGAUGAGACCACGGAUGUGUCCAAUCUUGGCCAGAUGGCGAUCCAUUUGCGCUGUGUAUCAAACGGUCGAAUUACCACCCGAUUCGGCGGCCUCUGCGAGAUUGGUCCGCGUAAUGCUGUAGCUCUCCAAACAGCCAUGGAGGAGAAGCUUCGUGAACUCAACCUGGACUGGCGCAAGUGCCACUUGGCGAGCGACGGAGCCAGCGUCUUCACCGGCAGGCUGAAUGGUGUCUGCGUGCGCCUGAUUCGUGACCACGACAUGCGUCAGAGCCUGGCGGCCCACUGCAUCUGCCACCGGGAAGCCCUCGCAGCAGCGGACGCGGUCAAGGCGGUCCCUUAUCUGUACGACAAGGUGAAGCCCACCAUCGCUGGCAUUUACCGUCUAUUUGCCAACUCCGGCGUCAAGGAGGCCAAGCUCCACGCCCUCCAGGAGGAGCUCACGCUGCCCAUACUGAAGCUCAAGGAGCCCAAGGACGUGCGGUGGCUAUCGUACGACGCGGCAAUCUCUGCCUUCCGGAAGUGUUUCGCCGCCAUCCUGCUGGAACUGCAGCGACAGAGUGUUGAGGCCAGUGAUGCUGCCGCGAAAGCUUGGCUCAAGAGAAUCAAGACGUAUGAGUUUGUUGCCAGCCUCUCCCUCCUAGCUGACGCCCUGCCGCUGCUUGCUAGCCUGUCCAAGAAGUUCCAGGCCGCCACGAUCAACUUUGCCCAGCUUGAGCCGCAUGUCAACUCAAUGAUAACGGCAAUCCAACUCCUGAAAGAGAAGCCAGGGCCGACAUUUCAGGAGACGGACAAGUUCAUUACAGAGUUGCGAUCCGAGGACCCUGAACGUGACAUCAUGAUCCAGGUAACUGAUGCCAAGCGCCAAUCGUUUGACAGAAAUGUCCGUAUGCCCUACCUGCAAGCCCUCGUGGACUGCCUCCGUCAGCGGUUCCCAGGGCUACCUGUGAUUUCUGCGUUGGGCAUAUUUGACACCCGCAACUUGCCCCACCGGACUGAAGUGGCUGAGUAUGAUCUUCCCCAGCUGAAUAUUCUCCUCGACGAGCUCGAUGCUGACGACAUCCCCAGCGACUCCGCGACGCACUUGGUCGUCGAUCCAACUCAGUGCCGGCUUGAGUGGACCGCACUGAAGUCAGCAAUGCUCACCCACCCGAACCUCCGGGCCUCGAAAGGCGUCCCGCAGAUGUUCGAGCUUCUCGCCGAGCAACAUGCUGGAGACUACCCGAACCUGGCGCGCAUCGCUGACUGGGGAUUGGCCAUUUGCCUGUCCACUGCUGAAUGCGAGCGAGACUUCAGCUUGUUGAAGCUUGUGAAGACGGCGAUGCGGAACUCGCUGUCGACGAGGAAUCUGGAGAUGAUCAUGGCAAUCAAGCUCGACGUUCCUGCUGUCGCCGACUUCAACUACGACAAGGCUAUGGCUGCAUGGCAUUCUGAGGUGACUCGGCGCACUACGACUGCAACGUCAACCUCGUCUGAACGGAGGGACCUGGCCUGCACACCCAGAGCAGCAGCGGCGGCAGCAACGCCAGCAGCAGCAACAGCAACGCCAGCAGCAGCAACAGCGCCACUAGCAACAGCAGCGCCAGCAGCAGCUGCAGCUGCAACAGCAGCGCCAGCGCCAGCAGCAGCGCCAGCAGCAGGAGCAGCAGCAGCAGCCGUUCUCUCGCCUUCAUCUCUGGUGCGGGUGUAA
Molecule: messenger RNA, 2795 nt
Organism: Sycon ciliatum
Lineage: Eukaryota; Metazoa; Porifera; Calcarea; Leucosolenida; Sycettidae
Exons: 4
Coding region: 876-2795 (639 amino acids)
Molecular function (GO): protein dimerization activity
Source: RefSeq, a predicted model, not a curated record